Molecule: messenger RNA, 4953 nt
Organism: Syngnathus typhle (broad-nosed pipefish)
Lineage: Eukaryota; Metazoa; Chordata; Actinopteri; Syngnathiformes; Syngnathidae
Product: pleckstrin homology domain-containing family G member 3
Exons: 18
Coding region: 246-4229 (1327 amino acids)
Molecular function (GO): guanyl-nucleotide exchange factor activity
Source: RefSeq, a predicted model, not a curated record
ACGGCUAGACUGCUGCUCUUGCAAGACAUAAUACGCUUCAGACAGUUCCAAUCUGUGCGAGUUAGAGUCAUGCCAGAAGAUGUGCGGGCGCAACAUGUCGAAAUCCAGGAAUUAACGGCAUGCCAGUGGUUUGAUUUCAAAGAGAGGCAAACUUUUAAUCUUUGAAAAACGUCGUCGGAAGUCAAGAAAUUGCACAAUUCGGUACGUGGGCUGCUUUCAACGCACGCUCCAAAGGCCUAAGUGCCAUGCCAGAAGGGUCCCAUUCUGUUCUCCACCAGGGCCCAAUGGGGGAAGAAUAUCCUCGGUUACCCUCGCCCCUCUCCGCUGGAGACCAUGAACAAAGAAAUGCAGAUUUAGAAUCAGACUGUUACCAUCAACUAUGUGCCGAUCCACUGGAUGGAGAAGGCCAACGUCCAGUAAGUCUCGUGUCUACCUUGUCUUCUGGAUCGUCCCGUGACAGUCACAGCCUUUUUGGGAGCACCGUCACCCUCCCUUCCUCCUGCACACCACCUAUACCGAGCGAGGAGGACAUCGACUUGGAGCUGAGCCCGGCUGAAAGCGCUGUAGAACACACAAGAGACCAGAGUCCCGGCCUGGCGGGGUUCAGCAGACUAUGGAAGCCGCACCUAAUGCUCCACCAGUGGAAUAACAAUAACGCCACCGCCAACAGGAAAAGUACACAGAUCCUUCAUAACCCGGCUUCACCUGUUGUCACGGAAACGAUGGCGCCCAACCCGAAACUGACCCACGUGGACCGAGUUGUCAUGGAGAUCAUCGAAACGGAGCGCAUGUAUGUCAAAGAUCUGCGCAGCAUUGUAGAGGACUAUUUGGCUCACAUUAUCGAUACAAGCAACCUGCCCAUGCGCCCAGAGCAAGUGUGUGCUCUGUUUGGAAAUAUUGAGGACAUCUAUGAAUUCAACAGUGAGUUGCUGCAGUCCUUGGACAUGUGUGACAACGACCCUGUGGCCAUCGCCCAAUGCUUUGUCGAGAAGAGUGAAUAUUUUGAGAUCUACACCCAGUAUUGCACCAACUAUCCAAAUUCAGUCGCGGCACUGACUGACUGCAUGAGGAGCAAAACCUUGGCAAAGUUCUUCAAGGAUCGUCAGGCUUUUCUGAAGCGUUCUCUCCCGUUGGGUUCUUUCCUUCUCAAGCCCGUGCAGAGGAUCCUAAAAUAUCACCUGCUGCUUCAGGAAAUUGCAAAGCACUUUGGCCCAGACGAGGAUGGCUACGAGGUGAUCCAAGAGGCCAUAGACACCAUGACAGGGGUGGCCUGGUACAUCAACGACAUGAAGAGGAAACACGAGCACGCCGUCAGAGUGCAGGAGAUCCAGUCCCUUUUGAUCAACUGGAAGGGUCCUGACCUGACCACUUACGGCGAGCUGGUGCUGGAAGGCACCUUUCAUGUCCUGCGGGCAAAGAACAGUCGGACGCUCUUCCUGUUUGAAAAGAUGCUGCUCUUUACUAAAAGAAGAGGAGAGCACUAUGUCUACAAGACGCAUAUCUCUUGCUCCACCUUGAUGCUACUUGACAGUGCAAAGGAUCCUCUGCUUUUCAGUGUUAUCCACUUCAAGCAUCCCAAGCAGCCCCAUACCGUGCAGGCCAAAUCUGUAGAAGAGAAGCGUCUCUGGGCCCAUCACAUCAAGAGGCUCAUUCUGGAGAACCACAACGCCAUUGUUCCGCCAAAGGCAAAAGAAGCUAUCGUGGACAAUUCGAAUUGUGUUGGGAAGUACCACUGUAGCCCAGAGAGGGUAAAGAGAGCAGAUUCGUACCAGUCGAGUGACAUCCAUCUUGCAGGAUGGAAUGGCCGGAGGAGAUCAGAUGUUUUGAAGCAUGCCGAAAGUGAGAGCGCCCUACUCGGGGACAGGCCUCAGCCUCAGGCUUCCGGUCUAAGCGAGGGUGAGAGGCCGGCUGUGGAGGAAGCCACACAGCAGCUAAGUUCCACACCGGCAGAGGUGCCCUCCUCGCCUCAUGAGGGGGGUCCGAACCUGCCGAUGACAGAACAGCAAAAACAGGAAGAUGAGGAGGGGGACAGUUUCAAGGAGGAUUUACUGAUGGGGGACGACCAGGUAGCCGACUUUGCCAGCUCUGUGUUGGCAGCCAUCUCCUGCUGGCACUAUCAAGCCCGGGCUUUGCUUUCUUCUCACUUCACAACGGAUGAUGAAGCCUGCGAUCCCGCUCAGCUGACCGACACGCUGAGAAAGGAGACUCAAGAAACACACGGCCAUGAUGAAAGCCAGAGAGAUGCGGCUGAGACAAAACAGGUCCAUUUGGACGAGCCGCACCCUUCGGAUUGCGUCUCUCAAGUAGAGAACAUCCGUCAACAGUCCGAGUCAUCGCUAGAGGCCGUCACUCCGGAGUCGGCUGAGACUUCUAGAGAAACCGGUGAAGAAGCGGAGGGGGAAAGCGACUCGUCUGGUCUUCAAGUGGAGGAAACGAGUGCGCUGAUGAGCGGCGAGCUCUCAGAGGAGGAGGAAGAGGAAGUGGUGGCCGAGAAUAAGAGAAUCCUACCGUGCUCCGUGUUGGAUCAAGCCAGUGUAAUCGCCGAACGCUUCAUCAUUGGCUUGCCCAGGCGGAACAGCCUGGUCUCUGAGGAUCUGGGCUCCCUGGCUUGCUCCUCACUUUUAACACCCAAUGAAGUCUUCAUAAGCCCCUCCACCUGCACGGACUCUGAAGAAAAGUCGCCCACUCUAUCACCUCCUGAGCCGCAGGUGACCCCUGAGACCGUUUGUGAACCCGUCCCCGUCGAGGGCGAACAUCGGUCCACUCUCUCCAAACAGGAUCUCCUCCUGAUCCACAAGGUCAGAAGAUACUAUGAGCAUGCCGAGCACCAAGACGCCAACUUCAGCAUCAAGCGCAGGGAAAGUCUCUCCUACAUUCCAGCAGGUCUGGUCAGGCAGUUGAGUAGGCAGCUUAACGAUAUUCCCGACCAACCGGCCGCCGUCCCAGUCCACAGGAAAGUCCUCUCCCGUUACAGACCUACUUCUUGGUCAGUCUUUGACCUUCCGGGCUUAGAAAAGAACCCAAACGCAGACAUUGAGCAAAAGGCUGAACGACAGAGAUCAGAGGAAGCGAAGGCUCGAUCUCCAAGUGUCACCGAUUCUUCUACCACAGAUGAAGACUUACGCCCUUCAUCGGAGAUGAUCAAAGUCUGGCAAGACAUGGAGUCAGAGGAAAUCCAGCAGACUGGAGAAGAGGAGAAUAAUCCCUUUGAGUGUUUGGACUCCUCAGAAUGUAAACUCCGAAAGCAACCAUCCCUGAUUCUAGAAGAAACAAGUCCCUCGUCCGAAGGUUCAGAUGUUUUACUAGAAGACUCCGCUCGAGACUGCAAGCAGCGUAGAACCUCUAUGACUCAAGGUCUGGUCCAGCUCCCCAGGCUCAUUAGCCUCAGAACCAGUGUUGACGAAGACCAGAUCUUGCAGGACAUGGGCAAGAUGAAGAACAAAGUGUUCCAACUGGCUCGUCAGUACAGCCAGCGCAUCAAAAAUAACAGACCGAUGGUCUGGCAGAGGAACCGGGAAGCUUCCAGUCAACAAGGAUUCAAGAGCAUGCCUGCUGUCCUUGAGGAGAAGGUCAAGAAAAAAAGUAAACCCAACCUAAGACUGCCCUUGAAGGCUUGUGACCAGAUGGUCAUCCACGAGGUGAAUACACCGAGUCCGGCCCAGACUCCAUCUUCUGCGGCCAGCUCCCGCAGCACGCUGACCGAUCCGCAAAGCCCUCAAUUGGAGAACUUCCACUGGCCUGACGUACAAGAACUUUGCUCCAAAUACAACCCCAGCCAACCGGAUGCUGAUUCCUCAAACAGCUUGCUGGAAUGUUCUCCGGCCAAGUGCAAUUGCUGCUCUCACACAGACUCUCAUAAAGACCCGACCCAGUGUCCGGAGGCACAACCCGAGACUUGGUACAAGGAGAGGGGAGAUCAAGACUGGCCUCGCCCCCGGUCCAAACUACUGUGCAGGUGGAGCUCGCUGGAGCACAUGCUUGGUUCCCUGCCACUCCAUGAAGUGCAGAACUUGCAGGAACCCGUGCGGACCUGCCGUCCUAGCAGUCUGGCGUCUCUGACCGCCGCGCAAUGCAGCGUCCUCGCAGAAGGAGACCAGCAACUGGAGGACAGCUCACAAUGUCCCGGCAAGUCGGCUGCACCGAGUUCGGCCAAGACGUCAGAAAGUAAUCUGGUGAAAAGUUUACGGGAGAAGUUCCAGAGUUUAAGCACCAGCUCAUCAACGUGUUAACUGUUUAUCUUUACUAAGAGGGAACUUUUGGUCAGUGUUGUGCAGUCCGCAUUGGAUGCACCAUUUGGGAAGGGACGUUAUUGGUCCAUGCAAUGUGGGAAACGAUGUCUUUAAAAAGAAGUUUGUUGCAAUAUUUGUACAUUUGGGACUUUUCCUAACUCAUCGGAUGUAAGUGUGUCAACAGUCCCCUGAUUGGUAUCAUUACUAGAUAGGCUUUUGUUUAGUUGUCACUCAAUGUUGGCAAUUAAACUAUACUAAUUAUUAAAGCAUAACAACAAGCAGAUGUGGGAAGAUUACCUCAACUAAGCUGACCGCACACCAAAGAGUUUUUUUGUUAGCUAUAAAUGUAAAAAAAAAAAAAAAAACUUAAAAUGUGACAGCAGUCACUUUGACUGACCGCUGUUUUCAUGCAUCACUGGAGCUUUUAUUAUUUUCCUCCAAUUUCUAUUUUUAUUGAGUAAUAUUUAUGAAGCUGUAUUUGGGGGCACACGUUGGCAUGUAAAUAGCGACAUUAGUGUAUAAACUCCUUUUGAAAGCUUUCUAUUCCAGAAAGACUACUUGAAAUUUGCCAUAUUUGCAUUAAAAACAGAAAUGGCACGUGGCCGCCCGUCACUGAUGUCAUGGACUGAUGCACACAGUAUUGUCAUGACGUAUAGAGUACAAAUCUGUCUGAGGAAGUCUUUGAUGAGACUGAGUUCAUGAAUAAACUUUUAUUCUAUCUGUA